Molecule: messenger RNA, 2547 nt
Organism: Phlebotomus papatasi
Lineage: Eukaryota; Metazoa; Arthropoda; Insecta; Diptera; Psychodidae
Gene: SdhA
Product: succinate dehydrogenase [ubiquinone] flavoprotein subunit, mitochondrial
Exons: 7
Coding region: 324-2303 (659 amino acids)
Biological process (GO): tricarboxylic acid cycle; mitochondrial electron transport, succinate to ubiquinone
Molecular function (GO): succinate dehydrogenase (quinone) activity; flavin adenine dinucleotide binding; electron transfer activity
Source: RefSeq, a predicted model, not a curated record
GAACCGUGUGAACAUGUUCAUAGUCGAUUUUUCGAUAUUCAUUUAGAAGAAAAAACAGUGCUCCAGAAAAUGUGAAAAAAGAUGUUUUAAAGAUCUUCUUUUAGUGCAGUGAUAGUUUCCGCGGGUUCACGGGGGUUUUACGUUUUACAUUUACUGCUGGCUAACUUCACGCUUCUUCUUAUGGCGAAAAUUCACGACCAACUUCAGUAAAGUGUCGGUACAAAAAAAAAUACACACCAAUAUCGUGUGUGUUGGAAGAUUUGAUAAGCAGAAAAACCUCCUUACGCCUUCAGACUCUUGGUGCGGAACAAAAGGAUUCCAUCAUGAGUGCUAUUUUCCGGCUUCCCAAGCUCAUUGGGCAAAAUACUGCGAAUAAGACACGACUGCUGUUUGGGGCCACCCGGAAACUCCAUGGGAGUGUCAAUAGAAACGCCGAAGCACAGGUGAACACGUCAGCGAUUUCCAAGGAAUAUCCAGUUGUGGAUCACACCUAUGAUGCCGUAGUUGUUGGUGCUGGAGGAGCUGGGCUCCGAGCAGCCUUCGGUCUCGUGGCCGAAGGCUUUAAGACAGCCGUGGUGACAAAGUUAUUUCCCACACGGAGUCACACAAUUGCAGCUCAAGGUGGAAUUAAUGCUGCUCUGGGAAAUAUGGAGGAGGAUAAUUGGAAGUAUCACAUGUAUGACACUGUCAAGGGGUCAGACUGGCUGGGUGAUCAGGAUGCCAUCCACUAUAUGACACGAGAAGCCCCUAAGGCGGUAAUUGAGUUGGAAAAUUACGGUAUGCCAUUUUCCCGGACGCCUGAAGGGAAAAUCUAUCAGCGGGCAUUUGGUGGGCAGAGCUUGAAGUUCGGUAAGGGUGGUCAGGCACACAGAUGCUGUGCUGUGGCAGACAGAACAGGACACUCCCUGCUGCAUACCCUCUACGGGCAAUCCUUGAGCUACAAUUGCAACUACUUCGUGGAGUAUUUUGCACUGGAUCUCUUGAUGGAAAAUGGUGAAUGUGUAGGAGUUAUUGCACUGUCUCUGGAAGAUGGUACCAUACACAGAUUCCGAGCUAAGAACACAGUUCUGGCUACUGGCGGUUAUGGUCGGGCAUACUUCUCCUGCACCUCAGCUCACACUUGCACUGGCGAUGGAACUUCUAUGGUGGCCAGAUGUGGCUUACCAUCGCAGGAUCUUGAAUUUGUGCAGUUCCACCCAACUGGCAUAUAUGGAGCUGGAUGCCUGAUCACCGAAGGAUGUCGUGGAGAGGGAGGUUAUCUUGUGAAUUCCGAGGGUGAACGUUUCAUGGAACGCUAUGCCCCUGUGGCCAAGGAUCUCGCUUCCCGUGAUGUUGUCUCACGAUCCAUGACCAUUGAAAUUCGUGAGGGCCGAGGAGUUGGUCCAGAGAAAGAUCACGUGUACCUGCAACUCCAUCAUUUGCCCCCAGAACAGUUGGCUGCACGUCUGCCUGGUAUUUCCGAAACUGCCAUGAUCUUUGCCGGUGUCGAUGUCACCAGGGAGCCUAUUCCAGUGAUUCCCACAGUUCACUACAACAUGGGCGGAGUACCUACGAACUACAAGGGACAGGUCUUAACCUCAGACGGCAACGGUAACGACAAGGUUGUUCCAGGAUUGUAUGCUGCUGGUGAAGCCGGCUGUUCAUCCGUGCAUGGUGCUAAUAGAUUGGGAGCUAAUUCUCUGCUGGAUUUAGUGGUGUUUGGACGAGCCUGUGCUAAGACAAUUGCCUCAGAAAAUCGCCCAGGAGAACCUAUUCCUGACUUAAAAUCGAAUGCUGGUGAGGCUUCUGUGGCAAAUUUGGACAAAUUGAGGAAUGCCAAUGGUGCCAUUCCAACGGCCACCCUGAGACUGCAAAUGCAGAAAACAAUGCAUACGCAUGCAGCUGUCUUCCGGGAGGCUGAAACCCUUCAGGCUGGUGUUGAGAAGAUGAAAGAUGUAUACAAAUCCUUCAAGGAUGUCAAAGUAUUUGACAAGUCACUGAUUUGGAAUUCGGACCUCGUGGAGACACUUGAGCUGCAGAAUUUGCUACUUAAUGCCCAAAUGACGAUUGUCGCUGCGGAAAAUAGAAAAGAAUCUCGUGGUGCUCAUGCUAGGGAGGACUUUAAAACACGCAUCGAUGAAUAUGAUUACAGUAAGCCACUCGAAGGGCAGCAGAAGAAGCCGCUGGAGCAACAUUGGCGCAAGCAUACACUCACGUGGUGUGAUCCAGAAACGGGAAAAGUUACGAUCAAAUAUCGACCCGUGAUUGAUAAUACGCUGAGUUCUGAAUGCGAUACCGUGCCCCCUGCAAUUCGCUCUUAUUAAGAAAUGAAAUUGCAUCAAGUACUCGAUUAUUUUGUUUUCAUUUUGAUUUAGUAUUUUUUUGCCCUUUGAAAUCGACUGUAAAUUAUCCCCAACGAGUUGUUAGCACAUAACGCAAGUAUUUAAAUUUAAAUUAAAUUAAACGGGUACUUAAAUGUGUCUUUAUGAUUUACCUGCCCCUUUUUGUGUUCUUUCUCAUAAAAAUUAUAGUAAUUUAAUAAAUGAUUAAAAAUCCUGUUGCUAAAAA